AUGACGCCUGACCAAGUCUUUCACGCUAGAGAUUUAGUGAACCGUCACUAUGGCUACUCGUUGAACAUGGUUGGAGAUGCAUCAGAUUUUCUCAUGGGAAUAAGCAAUGUGAAGAUCCUCUACUUAUCCUCUCAGGCUCUUGAGGUACUUAUCUUCUGCUGUAAAGCAAUACCGGUCUUCAACAACGUGACUCAUCUAACAAUUGAGACUGAUCAAGAAGUGGAAUGGGAAGCACUGCCGAGUCUACUCAAGAACUGUCCAAAUCUUGAAACACUCGUCUUAGAAGGACUCCAUUACGGAGAUACGAAUCAGUGUAUGGACGAUGAUUACAAGUUCAAAGAUACGAACAAGUGUUACGAGACUGGUGCGGACAGGUGUUCGUGCAAGCCUUGGUAUGGCGUUCCUCUUUGGCUAACGUCAAGUCCAGUGAGGACGAUCAAGGUGUUGAAGUUUGGAGGAUUCACUAGUCACGUCGAUGACAUGGAGAAGCAGAUGGAUCUGAUCAAGCACUUGGUGGAAACCAUGGGGAAUCUUGAACAAGUGGUGAUAUACUAUGAUACUCCCAUAGACGGUGAUCUGAGUACUGUGUCAACCGCGUUUCAUAUGCUUGAUAAAGUAGCCUCGGCCAAAUGCAAGAUCCAGGUCAUCUCUGAUAACAUCAGCUUCUCAAGUACUGUGCACUCUUCUUCCUCGUCUACAAGUGGGCUCGUCUUCUUUGAGACCACAUUCCCGGUUUGA
Molecule: messenger RNA, 738 nt
Organism: Microthlaspi erraticum
Lineage: Eukaryota; Viridiplantae; Streptophyta; Magnoliopsida; Brassicales; Brassicaceae
Source: the annotation of a GenBank genome assembly